Octopus bimaculoides (California two-spot octopus) is the source of this 2322-nucleotide messenger RNA. Its product is annotated as peptidyl-prolyl cis-trans isomerase A. Gene Ontology annotation, cellular component: mitochondrion; cytoplasm. Lineage: Eukaryota; Metazoa; Mollusca; Cephalopoda; Octopoda; Octopodidae. Gene Ontology annotation, molecular function: RNA binding; peptidyl-prolyl cis-trans isomerase activity; cyclosporin A binding. The record is from RefSeq and is a predicted model, not a curated record. Gene Ontology annotation, biological process: protein folding; protein peptidyl-prolyl isomerization.
CUGAACAUUUUAAAAGGUAUCUGAAAUUAGUUUUCAGUUCUGAUGACACCAUGCUCUUUAACAACAAUCGAACUAAUGUUUGGAAUAAUUAAAAGGUGAAUAGAGUUUCAGAAAGCCUUUUCUUCUAAGCAACUGUACAAAAGCCCUUACUAUUUCACUUAAAUUUAAGCUAUAUGUGAAAAUUGGUUUUGGUACUUUAGAUUAAUAUAAAGACUGGAUUUAGUGUUUGAUAACAUAGACAAUACACUAAAGAAAGCAGAUUCUAGCAUUAAAACAAAUAUUGCUGACAGCUUGGUUUUUCCUAAACAGGAAUAUUAAUGAUUAAAAGUCCUAUUACCUUUUGAAUUUUCAAUUCCAGUUUUUCUUUAUUUUGUCUUUAGAAUCUCAAUACUUCUGUAAUUCAAAGAUUGUUAUUAAAUACAUUAGUGCAAAUCAUAAAGCUAACCAUCACUUAAGAAGUAGGAGAUGGUAACCAAGAAAAUGUUUUCUUUAUAGAAAGACUGGUAAUUUCUAUAGUAAUGAAAGUAGUAACUUAGUUGAAUACAUUGUUAGAUGUGCAAUGUAAACCUGAAGGAGAUAUAUGGUUGUUGUGGAAAAGUAACUGAGUUUUAGGGAAUUCUCUUGUAGAUUAUACAGAUAGCCGAUAUGGAUGUGUAAUGUGUGAGUACACAGUAUACAGAAUCAACUUUGGAUAGGGUAUUUAAAUCAACUUAUAAGACUUGAUAGAUAACAGGAAAAGAUUGAUUUAUAAUCAGAAUGUUGUUUAUCAUAUGUAUAUAUAUUCCCUGAAUUAAAUAACAUUGUGAACUUGUGGAUUUCUUGGAUGAGUUAGUGGAGUUUUGUUAUCUAAGUAGCGGUUGUAGUGAAUUUAAUGAAUAUAUUGGUUAAGUUUUGAAGAGCAUAAAAUGAAAGAUCUUUUAGCUUGUUUCUCAAGAAAAGACAACUAUUUGUUGUAUAAUGUUUUUGAAUGUACACUUGUUGACUUCUACAAAAGGUUCAGUACAAGUAAAAUGAAAAAGCACUCAGCAUCAUAAGUGUCAUUGAUUAAUGAAAGAUUGAUGUAAAUUUGGACAAAUGCAUAGGAAUGAUGCAUGCUGGCAUGAAAAUGUUCUUUAGUUAUUGCAUGAGAGUGCUUUCAGAUGUAGGUAAUGGAAAGUUUGGGAAGUAGUCAAAUCAUAAUUUAAAUAUUGAGUUUCGCAAAUGACAUCAUAAAAUUGACAUGCUGUAUAUUGAUCACUUCAGCAUAACCCAAGGUAAUGUGGAAAAACAAGUCCUAACAGAUGAUGGUGCUUCAAAAUUACAAAGUGGUUUGGCUGAGGAAGUAGAUGAGAAAGUGUUACAAGCUGCAUUCAUUCCAUUUGGUGAUAUUGUUUACAUUCAGAUCCCUCUUGAUUAUGAAACUGGAUGCUGCUGCAGCCAUUGAUAACAUGAAUGACUCAGAGCUGUUUGGUCGCACCAUUCGCGUUAACCUUGCUAAGCCAAUGAAGAUCAAAGAAGGUUCAAUGAAACCUGUUUGGUCUGAUGACAACUGGUUACGAGAGCAUGCUGGUGAAACUGUAGCAAAACCAGAUGAGACUGUGGAUGACGACACAGAACAGACAGCUGUGAAAACAGACUCGACGAACGACGAACCAGUGAAGAAAAAGCCCAAAGUUAAUCCACAAGUCUUCUUUGACAUCCGGAUUGGUACCAAGAAUAUUGGUCGGAUAGUGAUGGAGCUCCGAGCUGAUGUUGUUCCCAAAACUGCAGAGAACUUUCGUUGCCUUUGUACCCAUGACAGAGGCUUUGGUUAUAAAGGAAGCACAUUGCAUCGAAUCAUUCCACAGUUUAUGUGUCAAGGAGGUGACUUUACGAGGCACAACGGAACAGGAGGAAAAUCAAUUUAUGGAAAUAAAUUUGAUGAUGAAAAUUUUGUCUUAAAACAUACAGGAGCUGGUACAUUAUCAAUGGCUAACAGUGGACCCAACACCAAUGGUUCACAGUUUUUCAUUUGCACAGAAAAAACUGAUUGGCUGGACAAUAAACAUGUAGCAUUUGGUAAAGUAAUUGAAGGAAUGGAUGUUGUUCGAAGAAUGGAGAGUUUUGGUUCUAAGUCAGGGAAAACUUCUGAGAAAGUAACAAUAUCAAAUUGUGGAGAACUUUGUUGCUGAACCAAAAUUUGGGUAAAAUAACCCAAAUGAAUGAGGGAACACACUGGCUGCUCUGAAUUUUCAUUUUCUAAAAUUGUGUUUAUUUAUAUAUAAAUAAAUAAAAGAAAAAGGUGUUUUGAAUCUCUUUAAUGGAGGAAACUUAAAAUGGCACAUUAAGAGUGUAUUCUAUCAA